AUGGCAGCGGUGCAAGCUAAGGCCGGAGCGUCCGGGGUUGACGCCUUGAAGCCAGACGACCCUCGUGUCCAGCACUUGGAUGCCCAGAUUGGGCCUUACAACUACCACUACAUGUUGGCAACCCCCGAGAACCCCGUGGCCACGAUUCUGCUGGUGCACGGCUGGCCCGACCUGGGCAUGGCCUGGCGCUAUCAGGUCCCCUACCUGCAGUCGUUGGGACUCCGGGUCAUUGUUCCCGAUAUGCUCGGAUACGGCAGGUCAUCUGCUCCGGCUCCCAAGGAGGAGUACACUUUGAAGAAGAUGAGCGGUCACCUCAAGCAGCUGGUGGAGUUGGUUGUGGGCAAGGGCGAGAAGAUUAUCCUUGGUGGCCAUGACUGGGGCGCCGCUCUGGUUUGGCGGAUGGCUAUGUGGUACCCAGAGCUGAUUUCCGCUAUUUUCACACUGAACGUGCCAUAUACGCCACCACACCCGCAGUUGAUUCCGCUCGAGGCAGUAGUUCAACGGGUGCCGAGCUUCAAAUACCAGAUUCAGCUGGCCAGUCCUGUCGCUGAGGGCAUCAUAGACAAGAGCCCAGAGCGACUCCGUCAGUUCAUCAAUGGUAUCUACGGCGGCACAGGCCCAAAUGGCGAGCACAUUUUUAGCACAGACGUGGGUAUCAUCGAGGAGAACAUGGACAAUGUUAGUGAGGCCAAGCUCAUGUCGCAGGAGAUGGUGGACUUUUAUGUCCGCGAGUACAGUCGCAACGGCUUCCACGGCCCGACCAACUGGUACCGCACCCGAGAAUUGAACUUUGAGGACGAGAAGCCCCUGGCAGAGAUCGAGGGAGGCUUCAAGUUCAAGAUCCCAGCCAUGGUUGUGAUGGGUGAGAAGGACAUUGCACUUCCGCCUGCCCUAGCUGAUGGAAUGGAGAAAUGGUUUGAGAAUGGGCUCAAGAAGGAGGUCGCGCAAGGUGUUGGUCACUGGGCCAUGUGGCAGGAUCCGGAGACCAUUAACAAGCACAUUGGAGACUUCCUGAAGCCUGUUCUGGACGGCAAGGCAAAGGAGAAGUUGUAA
This is a messenger RNA of Pestalotiopsis fici W106-1, 1053 nucleotides long. RefSeq lists its product as uncharacterized. Bases 1 to 1053 code for a protein of 350 amino acids. The transcript has 2 exons. Gene Ontology annotation, molecular function: hydrolase activity. Lineage: Eukaryota; Fungi; Ascomycota; Sordariomycetes; Amphisphaeriales; Sporocadaceae. The record is from RefSeq and is a predicted model, not a curated record.